Messenger RNA from Pyricularia oryzae 70-15, 813 nucleotides. RefSeq lists its product as uncharacterized. The record is from RefSeq and is a predicted model, not a curated record. Bases 1 to 813 code for a protein of 270 amino acids. Lineage: Eukaryota; Fungi; Ascomycota; Sordariomycetes; Magnaporthales; Pyriculariaceae. The transcript has 4 exons.
AUGGGUGGCAUUCCGUCCAAGCCCCAGGAGGGCAAGUCGCUAAAGGUGAUUGGAGCUGGAUACAGCAGGACUGGCACUGUUUCCAUGCAGAUGGCCCUGGAGAAGCUGCUCGGCGGGCCUGUAAUGCACGGCGGCACCACAAUACUCGGUCGCGAAGACGAACACUGCAAAAAAUGGGUACAUGCAUACCGCGCCAAGCGCUCGGGCGACUUUGCACUCACCUGCGACCUGAUCCGGGAGCUGACGGCCGGGUUCGUGGCCGUGACCGACAUGCCCCCGCUUGACUUCAUCCCGGAGCUGAUGGCGGUGUACCCGGAGGCCAAGGUGGUGCUGGUCACGCGGGACCCCGAGUCGUGGCUGGCCAGCAUCCGGCCGGUGGCCCGCAACAGCAGCCUCGACAAUUGGCUGGUGCAGUACGCGCUCUGGCCGAUUCCGGGCUGGAGGCAUUUCCCAGCGCUGAGUGCAGAGUUUGGCACCAGCACAAGGGAGUAUCUGGGGAUUGUGGACGACUCCGUCACGAACCCGCUGCCCUGCGCUGAAUUGCUGCACAAUUGGAAUGCAAGGGUAACGGCUACCGUGCCAGAGGAUAAGCUUCUCGUGAUGGAGCUCAAGCAAGGGUGGGAGCCUCUGUGUGGGUUUCUGGGACUGCCAGUGCCGGACGAGCCACUGCCUCGGGCUAAUGAUGCUGCAGCGGCCGGGGAAGCUUAUCGUGAGAUCUCAGACCGGGUUCGGGAGAUUUGGCUCAAUGGAUUUGCUGUCGCGGGGGUCAUGGGCUUUGCUGCGUGGAAGACGUGGGCUGUUUCUAGGCAGUAA